Messenger RNA from Theileria parva strain Muguga, 1087 nucleotides. Its product is annotated as MAC/Perforin domain protein. The record is from RefSeq and is a predicted model, not a curated record. NCBI's taxonomy places the organism in Eukaryota, Apicomplexa, Aconoidasida, Piroplasmida, Theileriidae. The coding region runs from base 151 to 1053 and encodes 300 amino acids. The transcript is spliced from 6 exons.
GAUGUAAUUAAGAAGAUUAACAAGAACAAAAAGAUCCCUUCAUUAGAAUAUCUUGGCUGUGGAUAUGAUAUUCUGUUUGGAAAUCCUCUGAGUGACCCUGACCUUUUAGUGGAUCCAGGGUUCAGAGACCCUAUAAUCUCAUAUUCAAUCAUGUUCAAGAAGGAAAAAUUAUUCAAGAAAAUCUCAUACUCAAACAUAACAAAUGCCUGGAUAAGACCCCUCAUCGAGUGUAAACGCUCCAACUCAAGAUCAGUGGUUGAUAGUAUGGAGAAGUAUAAAGAUAUAAUAUCAGUGGAUAGUGACAUUGGAGUAUCAAGUAUAGAUGAAAGUGCAAAGUUUAGUUUAUCGACAAAUUACUCUGAAAUUAGCGAUUUACUAAAGAAUAACGAUAAUAAACUUUAUGUUGAUAAAUCCUACUGUUUCCUACUAGAAGCUGCUCUACCAAUACAUAACUCAUUAAAGAUGACCAGAUCGUUUGCAACUGCAAUGAGUAAAUUGACUAGAGAUUUUAAAAAACAUACAAAAGACUGUAAUGCUAUAAAAUACUCAAUAAAUAAAAAUAACAAAGAUUGUAAGGAGAUAAAAAACUGGAUGGAGCUCUUUGAUCAAUUUGGAACUCACUUUUCAUAUAAUAUUAAACUAGGCGGCCGUAUUACGUUUAUAACACAGGAAGAAGGGUCGAAAGAUGAAAGGGGGAAUGAAAAGUCAGUAGAUGUUGGAGUUGGAGGUAAAUUUGAAAAGGAUAAUAAAGGUGUUGGAAUUGAAGGAAAUGUUAAAUUUGUUUUUGGUAAUAAAAGAGGUGAAAGUAAAAAUCUUUCCUUUAAGUAUACGAAUAUUCUGGGAGGUUUACCUGUAAGUGAUAUUAGUAAGGAAUCUGAGUAUGUUAAAUGGAUCAAAAGUGUGUAUAAAUAUCCAAUGCCAAUCAGGACGCAAUUUGCUCCGAUUUCAAAAAUUUUCAAGUCUAAAGCUCUCAAAGACUCAUAUGAUGAAGCUUUUAGAUUCUAUUUAAACACAAAAGGCAUUUCAACAACACAUGGGGAACAACAAAAAUAAGAUAUUAAUAAUUCCACAAUUUUAUAAUCUUAAC